AUGGACAUAGAGAAACCUCAGCAACAGUUUCCUGAAAAUUACUCUGAGGUCACGGUUAGCUCAAGCGCAGAUAUAGAUGUCCAAAUUCACCCAAGAAAAGACUCUCAGACAUCUGAGAGUGUCAGGGAUGGUGGAGCACGAGCAAGACCAUACCCUUCACCAUCCCGCCGGAGACACCGAACUACCUUCAGCAAUGAACAGCUGGAACACCUGGAGUUGGCCUUCAGACAGAACCACUAUCCUGAUAUCUACUACAGAGAGGAGCUUGCUAGGGUCACUAAACUUAAUGAGGCUCGCAUACAGGUAUGGUUCCAGAACCGUCGUGCUAAGCAGCGGAAGCAGGACCGUAUCACCCAAAAAUCGCUGGCAGUCAGCAUGAUGCCAGUGCGAGGGCCUCUUUUUAGCACCAUGUGUGUGUCUUCCUCUGCCAUGGGGCGGCAGUGUCAGUGCCCUCAUUCCCUGCCUCACGUCCCACAAUUCUCUUCAGUGCUGCCCCCUGGAGGCUACCCACCACACCCGUCUUCUGGCAGCCAUUUCUCCAGCGCUUCUGGUUCUGUUCCAUCACAAGCCAACAGACAGCCUAAUGACUGGUACAAUCAAUUGCGCAACAUUGGGCCAUCCACCACCUCAGUGCUCUCACUGGCCUCUGUGCCAGGACUGGAAAGUACUAGUCACUGGAACUAG
This is a messenger RNA of Danio aesculapii, 684 nucleotides long. It is a transcript of the gene prop1, whose product is annotated as PROP paired-like homeobox 1. The coding region runs from base 1 to 684 and encodes 227 amino acids. NCBI's taxonomy places the organism in Eukaryota, Metazoa, Chordata, Actinopteri, Cypriniformes, Danionidae. The transcript is spliced from 3 exons. Gene Ontology annotation, biological process: pituitary gland development; regulation of DNA-templated transcription. The record is from RefSeq and is a predicted model, not a curated record. Gene Ontology annotation, molecular function: DNA-binding transcription factor activity, RNA polymerase II-specific; DNA binding.